UUCCCGCCCUGAGCACGUGACCAUGCCGACUCCGCUGUUCUAUUUUGCCUUCCCUAGCGUGCACCAUUCCCCCGCCCCUUCGGAGACACUCGGCCAAUGGGGCCCUGGGUAGGAGCUGGGAGCGGCCCUGGUGGGCGGGGCUGCUGCGGAAGAGAGCGGCUGGAGGCAGAGGCUGAACAUUCCUGUGGGCCCCGACUUGGCCAGAGGGUCCCCGGCCGCGAGCUAGGGGCGGACGGCAGAGACGGCGUACGUGCCCGGCGUGAGUGCGUGGCGGCGGCGCGUGCGCGAAGCGAGGGGGUGGUGUGGCCGGGUCCACGUUCGUCCCUGCCGCGCGACCCCCGCGGCUUAGCGCCCCGAGGCUCCAUGACCCGAGAUACCCGGGAUUCCGCGCCCCGCCCCGAGCGGCCGGUCCAGUUCUCCUGUCCCUCAGUCCCCUCAGCCUCGGCCGGCGGCCACGCAUUGCCAUGGUGACUGUGGGCAACUACUGUGAGGCCGAAGGACCCGCGGGUCCGGUCUGGGCGAAGGGUGGCCUCAGCCCCUGCUUCUUCUUCACGCUUGUACCCUCGACGCUGAUGGGCCUGGGGGCUCUGGCCUUGGUGCCGGUUCUUCCCUGCAAACGUCCGGAGCGGCCAGGUGGCGCUGACGCGGUGUCUUGGGCGGCCGGCCCUCGCGUAGCUCCUUACGUGCUGCAGCUGCUUCUGGCCACACUUCAGGUGGCGCUGCCCCUAGCCGGUCUGGUUGGCCGGGUGGGCGCUGCCCAGGGUGCCCCACUGCCAGGCUACCUAUUGCUGGCGUCUUUAUUGGGGACUGUGGCCAGCGCCUGUGGCCUGGGGCUGCUCGUGGUGGAACGGAGCCAGGCACGGCAGAAGCUAGCAAUGGGCGUCUGGAUCAAGUUCACGCACAGCCCGGGUCUCCUGCUCCUCUGGACUGUGGCUUUUGCAGCCGAGAACUUGGCCCUAGUGUCUUGGAACAGCCCACAAUGGUGGUGGGCAAGGGCGAACUUGAGCCAGCAGGUUCAGUUUAGCCUGUGGGUGCUGCGGUAUGUGGUCUCUGGAGGGCUUUUUGUCCUGGGGCUCUGGGCCCCUGGACUUCGUCCCCAGUCAUACACCUUGCGGGUCAAUGAAGAGGAUCAAGAUGUAGACAGGAGCCAGGUUCAGUCAACAGAGGGGCCACCACGGUCUACCUGGCAAGACCUUGGCAGGAAACUCCGCCUACUGAGUGGCUACCUGUGGCCUCGAGGGAGUCCAGCUCUGCAGUUUGUUGUGCUCAUCUGCCUGGGGCUCAUGGGGCUGGACCGGGGACUGAACGUGUUGGUCCCCAUCUUCUACAGGGACAUAGUGAACUUGCUGACCCAGAAGGCACCUUGGAGCUCCUUGGUCUGGACUGUCAUCACCUAUGUCUUCCUCAAGUUCCUCCAGGGGGGUGGCACCGGCAGUACAGGCUUCGUGAGCAACCUGCGCACGUUCCUAUGGAUCCGGGUGCAGCAGUUCACCUCGCGGCAGGUGGAGCUGCGCCUCUUCUCCCACCUGCACGAGCUCUCGCUGCGCUGGCACCUGGGGCGCCGCACGGGGGAGGUGCUGCGGAUCGUGGACCGGGGCACAUCCAGUGUCACGGGGCUGCUCAGCUACCUGGUGUUCAACAUCGUCCCCACGCUGGCCGACAUCAUCAUUGGCAUCAUCUACUUCAGCAUGUUCUUCAAUGCCUGGUUUGGCCUCAUUGUGUUCCUGUGCAUGAGUCUUUACCUCGCCCUGACCAUUGUGGUCACUGAGUGGAGAACGAAGUUUCGACGUGCUAUGAACACACAGGAGAAUGCUACCCGGGCACGGGCUGUGGACUCUUUGCUAAACUUUGAGACGGUGAAGUAUUACAAUGCGGAGAGUUAUGAAGUGGAACGCUAUCGCGAGGCCAUCAUCAAAUAUCAGGGUUUGGAGUGGAAGUCAAGUGCUUCACUGGUUUUGCUAAAUCAGACCCAGAACCUGGUGAUUGGACUUGGGCUCCUCUCUGGCUCCCUGCUUUGUGCAUAUUUUGUCAGUGAGCAGAAGCUACAGGUUGGGGACUUUGUGCUGUUUGGCACUUACAUCAUCCAGCUGUACAUGCCCCUCAACUGGUUUGGCACCUACUACAGGAUGAUCCAGACCAACUUCAUUGACAUGGAGAACAUGUUUGACCUGCUAAAAGAGGAGACAGAAGUGAAGGACCUUCCUGGAGCAGGGCCCCUUCACUUUCAGAGGGGCCAGAUUGAGUUUGAGAAUGUGCACUUCAGCUAUACCAAUGGGCGGGAGACCCUGCAGGAUGUGUCCUUCACCGUGAUGCCUGGACAGACACUGGCCCUGGUGGGCCCAUCAGGAGCAGGGAAGAGCACAAUUUUGCGCCUGCUCUUUCGCUUCUAUGACAUCAGCUCUGGCUGCAUCCGAAUAGAUGGGCAGAACAUUUCACAGGUGACCCAGGUCUCUCUCCGGUCUCACAUUGGAGUCGUGCCCCAGGACACUGUCCUCUUCAGUGACACCAUUGCCAACAAUAUCCGCUAUGGCCGCAUCACGGCUGGGAACGAUGAGGUGAAGGCUGCGGCUCAGGCUGCAGGCAUCCAUGACACCAUUGUGGCUUUCCCUGAAGGGUACGAUACGCAGGUGGGUGAGCGGGGACUGAAGCUAAGCGGUGGGGAGAAGCAGCGUGUCGCCAUCGCUCGCACCAUUCUCAAGGCUCCAGACAUCAUUCUGCUGGAUGAGGCAACAUCUGCGCUGGAUACAUCUAAUGAGAGGGCCAUCCAGGCUUCUCUGGCCAAAGUCUGCACCAACCGCACCACCAUCGUGGUGGCACACAGGCUCUCCACUGUGGUUAGUGCUGACCAGAUCCUCGUCGUCAAGGAUGGCUGCAUUGUGGAGAGAGGACGGCACGAGGCUCUGUUGUCCCGAGGCGGGGUGUAUGCUGACAUGUGGCAGCUGCAGCAGCAGGGACAGGAAGUCUCCGAAGACACCAAGCCCCAGACUAAGGCCCGGUGACAAAAGUAUGCUUCCCUCCCAAAGCAUAGCCGAGGGAAAUAACACUGUACCCCUCUUCCCUGCCAUAUUUCAUCCUGGUCUUGGUGCUAGCUAUAGUGAAGGAAAGGGGCCUUUCAAAAAAGCACUUUUGGGGGAAAUAAAAGUGUGGACUGAGCUGGGA
Molecule: messenger RNA, 3159 nt
Organism: Aethalodelphis obliquidens (Pacific white-sided dolphin)
Lineage: Eukaryota; Metazoa; Chordata; Mammalia; Artiodactyla; Delphinidae
Gene: ABCB6
Product: ATP binding cassette subfamily B member 6 (LAN blood group)
Exons: 19
Coding region: 465-2999 (844 amino acids)
Biological process (GO): heme transport; transmembrane transport
Cellular component (GO): vacuolar membrane
Molecular function (GO): ATP binding; heme binding; ABC-type heme transporter activity
Source: RefSeq, a predicted model, not a curated record